AUGUUCUCCCAAAAGAAGCCAUUUUCGGCCGUCACUGUUACCGUCGAGAAUCUGACAAGUGAGGCCUACGAGGAGGAUGAUCUCAGUGGAAUCCCUGACCUCGUAGAGGUCGUCAAACUGCAGGCCACUGGGCCAACCGAGGCCGCACGCGCCAUCCGGAAGAAGCUCAAGUACGGCAGCGUCCAUCGCCAGCUAAGGGCUUUGACUAUCCUCGAUGGGCUGAUCCAGAACGCUGGGCCGCGCUUUCAACGCGCAUUCGCUGACGAGCCGCUGCUUGAACGGCUACGUGUGUGUGGCACUUCUGAUCUGUCGGACCCUGACGUGAAGAAGAAGUGCUCUGAGCUAUUUCGGAGCUGGGCUACUGAGUACAAGAACACCCCUGGUCUGGAACGCAUCGCCAAGUUGUACAAGGAGCUCCCGAAGCGCAAACAGGUCGUCACCCAGGAACGGUCCCGUGUCAUCCGCGAGACUGAGAAUCCAUUCGGGGAGGAUGAGGACGAGCAGCCGGCAUCUCCAGAACCAGCACAGCCCUCAUCUUCUCGUUCUCCACCGCCAAACUUCAGCACACCCGUAACAGGGCAAAUCAACUCAUUCAGCCAUGUUUCUUCCUCAAAGGACAAGAAGAAGAGCAAGGACAAGGAUAAGAAAAAGUCCAAACACCGAAAAUUCAACCUUGAAGCCGAGAAAGACUCGAUGAAGACGGCCAUCGCAGAAGCAUCGAUAGCCGCCACGAAUCUGAUGAACGCAUUGCAGAGCAUCAACCGUGAGAAGGAGCGGAUAUCGGAGAACCAACUGGCCGUGCAGCAUUUCGAGGCGUGCAAGCAGCUGCGGCGCAAGAUUUUGCGAUAUAUUCACCACGUCGAGUCCGAGCAGUGGCUCGGCUCCCUCCUACACGCCAACGACGAGCUCGUCCAGGCUCUCAUGACCUUCGAGCAGCUCGACCGCUCCAUCGACGCCGACAGCGACUCGGACGACGAGCUGGCCGAGCAGGCCCAUAUGUACCGCAUGAUGUCCGAGAAGGUCAAGUCGCCCACCUCCCCCGGCAGCCCAACUUCAGCCAUGGCUGGUCUCCAUAUCGACUCGCCGCCAGCCCAACCACCCCGCCCGGCGGCACCCCCGAGGCCGUCGGCCGUGUCGAAGCCCUCGUCUCAAUUGUCUGUCCCUGGACGCCCCCCCGCGGACUAUGCCGACGCAUCUGACGAAGAGGACGAAGAUGAGAACGACCCCUUUGCAGACCGCAACGCCGUCGUGACCCCCAAGGUGGAGCGCAACGAGCCAGCUUGGUGA
Molecule: messenger RNA, 1287 nt
Organism: Diaporthe amygdali
Lineage: Eukaryota; Fungi; Ascomycota; Sordariomycetes; Diaporthales; Diaporthaceae
Product: VHS domain-containing protein
Exons: 3
Coding region: 1-1287 (428 amino acids)
Biological process (GO): endocytosis; actin filament organization; actin cortical patch localization
Cellular component (GO): actin cortical patch
Molecular function (GO): ubiquitin binding; phosphatidylinositol binding
Source: RefSeq, a predicted model, not a curated record